This is a messenger RNA of Mugil cephalus (flathead mullet), 7458 nucleotides long. Its product is annotated as myosin-2-like. The transcript is spliced from 39 exons. NCBI's taxonomy places the organism in Eukaryota, Metazoa, Chordata, Actinopteri, Mugiliformes, Mugilidae. The record is from RefSeq and is a predicted model, not a curated record. Gene Ontology annotation, molecular function: cytoskeletal motor activity; ATP binding; actin filament binding. Bases 80 to 5887 code for a protein of 1935 amino acids. Gene Ontology annotation, cellular component: myosin complex.
AGAGAUUUAAGCAAACAUUUGAGCAUCUUUUGACUCCUUUUCAGUACAUCUAGUUGUGGUACUUAUCCAGCCCAACAAAAUGAGCGACGCAGAUAUGGAAAUAUUUGGGGUGGCAGCUCCGUACCUCCGCAAAUCAGAGCGGGAAAGGAUCGCAGCCCAGAAUAUGCCAUUCGAUGCCAAAACUGCCGUCUUUGUGCCCGACCCGAGGCAGGAGUAUGUCAAGGGCAAAAUCAAAAGUCAGGACGGCUUCCAGGUCACCGUGGAGACCGAAGGGGGAAAGGUGGUCACAGUGCACCUGGACGACGUUCGGCCCAUGAACCCUCCAAAGUUUGACAAGAUCGAGGACAUGGCCCUGCUGACGCACCUCCACGAACCGGCAGUGCUCUUUAACCUUAAGGAGCGAUAUGCUGCCUGGAUGAUUUAUACGUACUCGGGACUCUUCUGUGUGACGGUAAAUCCUUACAAGUGGCUUCCGGUCUACAACCCAGAGGUGGUGGCCAGCUACAAGGGGAAAAAACGUCAAGAGUCCCCCCCACACAUCUACUCCAUCUCUGACAACGCUUACCAGUACAUGCUCACAGAUCGAGAGAACCAGUCCAUCCUGAUCACUGGUGAAUCUGGUGCCGGGAAGACGGUCAACACAAAGCGAGUCAUCCAGUACUUUGCAACAAUUGCAUCGUUCGGAGACUCGAGCAAGAAGGAGCAGCUUGGCGGCAAAAUGCAGGGGACUCUGGAGGAUCAAAUCAUCCAGGCCAACCCGCUGCUGGAAGCUUUUGGGAAUGCCAAGACUGUGAGGAAUGACAACUCUUCUCGAUUUGGUAAAUUCAUCCGUAUCCACUUUGGAACUAAGGGGAAGUUGGCAUCGGCUGAUAUUGAAACUUACCUUUUGGAAAAAUCCAGAGUGACUUUUCAGCUGCCGGCCGAGAGGAGCUAUCACAUCUUCUAUCAGAUCCUGUCCAACAAGAAGCCUGAUUUAAUUGAGAUGCUGCUGAUCACCAUCAAUCCUUUCGACUACCCAUUCAUCAGCCACGGUGAAAUCACUGUGCUGAGCAUCGACGAUACAGAAGAGCUGAUGGCCACAGACAGUGCCAUUGACAUCUUGGGGUUUAACACGGAGGAAAAGGUGGGCAUCUACAAGCUGACGGGAGCUGUGAUGCAUUUUGGGAAUAUGAAGUUCAAGCAGAAGCAGCGCGAGGAGCAGGCAGAGCCCGAUGGCACUGAGGUGGCAGACAAAGUGGCCUAUCUGAUGGGUCUGAACUCUGCUGAUUUGCUGAAAGCGCUGUGUAACCCUCGGGUGAAGGUCGGGAACGAGUAUGUCACCAAAGGUCAGACUCCACAGCAGGUGAACAACGCCAUCGGCGCCCUGUCUAAGGCAGUGUACGAGAAGCUGUUCCUGUGGAUGGUCACGAGGAUCAACCAGCAGCUCGACACCAAACUUCCCCGGCAGCAUUUCAUCGGUGUCCUGGACAUCGCGGGCUUCGAAAUCUUUGAGAUGAACAGCCUGGAGCAGCUGUGCAUCAACUUCACCAAUGAGAAGCUUCAGCAGUUCUUCAACCACCACAUGUUCGUGCUGGAGCAAGAGGAGUACAAACGGGAAGGGAUAACGUGGGAGUUCAUUGAUUUUGGCAUGGACUUGGCAGCCUGCAUUGAGCUCAUUGAGAAGCCGAUGGGUAUUUUGUCCAUUCUUGAAGAGGAGUGCAUGUUCCCGAAGGCGACCGACGCCUCAUUUAAACACAAGCUGUACGACCAACACCUGGGGAAGGACAGCAUCUUUCAGAAGCCCAAACCGUGCAGAGGAAAGGCGGAGGCCCACUUCUCCCUGAUGCACUACGCCGGCACCGUCGACUACAGCAUCAGCGGCUGGCUGGAGAAAAACAAAGACCCGCUGAAUGACACCGUGGUGGCGCUUUACCAAAAGGCUUCCCUCAAACUGCUCUCUCAGCUCUUCGCCACGUAUUCUACUGCUGACGCAGCUGCUGAUGGAAGUAAGAAAAGUUCAAAAAGAAAGGGAUCUUCUUUCCAAACAGUUUCUGCACUUUUUAGGGAGAACUUGAACAAACUGAUGGCCAACCUCAGGUCCACACAUCCACACUUUGUCAGAUGCCUCAUUCCAAAUGAAACCAAGACACCGGGGUCCAUGGAUCAUCAUCUGGUUCUUCACCAGCUGCGGUGUAACGGCGUGCUAGAAGGUAUCCGGAUCUGCAGGAAGGGAUUCCCCAGCAGGAUUCUUUACGGAGAUUUCAGGCAAAGAUACAGGAUUCUGAACACCGGUGCGAUCCCUGAGGGGCAGUUUAUCGACAGCAAGAAGGCCUCAGAGAAGCUGCUGUCCUCCAUUGAAGUGGACCACACACAGUACAGAUUGGGAUACACAAAGGUGUUUUUCAAAGCCGGCCUUCUGGGUCUGCUGGAGGAGAUGAGGGACGAGCGUCUAGCUGUGCUGAUGACUCGAAUCCAGGCUGUGGCCCGAGGUUACGUCAGCAGGCUGAGCUUCAAGGAGAUGUCGAAGAAAAGAGGGUCCAUUUUCAUCAUUCAGUACAACGUCCGUUCAUUCAUGAAUGUGAAGAACUGGCCUUGGAUGAGGCUCUUCUUCAAGAUAAAGCCUCUGUUGCGAAGUGCUGAGGCCGAAAAGGCAAUGCAGACCAUGAAAGAGGAGUUCUCCCAUCUCAAAGAGGAGCUGGCAAAGUCGGAGGCCAGGAAGAAGGAGUUGGAGGAGAAGAUGGUCGCUCUUGUCCAGGAGAAAAAUGACCUUUACCUUCAAAUCCAAGCAGAGAGGGAGAACCUGUGCGAUGCCGAGGAGAGGUACGAAGGCUUGAUAAAGAGCAAGAUCAACCUGGAGGCCAAAAUCAAAGAGUUGUCUGAGAGGAUGGAGGAAGAGGAGGAGAUCAAUGCUGAAAUCACCGCCAAGAAGAGGAAGCUGGAGGAUGAGUGUUCGGAGCUCAAACGGGAUAUUGACGACCUGGAACUUACCAUUGUUAAGGUGGAGAAAGAGAAACACGCCACAGAGAAUAAGGUUAAGAAUUUGGUAGAGGAGCUAACUACUCUAGAGGAAAAACUGUUGAAGUCAGCAAAGGAGAUUAAAGCUUUGCAGGAGGUACACCAGCGGACUUUAGACGACCUCCAGGCCGAAGAGGACAAAGUGAACUCUCUAAUGAAAACGAAUGUCAAGUUGGAACAACAGGUCGAUGACCUGGAGUCCUCGCUGGAGCAGGUGAAGAAGCUGCAUGCUGAUAGUGAGAGAUCGAGAAAGAAACUGGAGGGAGAUCUGAAGCUGUCUCAGGAGACCAUCAUGGACCUGGAGAAUGAAAUGCAGCAGGCGGGGGAACGACUGAAAAAAAAGGACUUUGAAAUCAGCAACCUGCAGUGCAAAAUGGAUGACGAACAAGCUCUUAGCAUUCAGCUACAGAAGAAGAUUAAAGAGCUUCAGGCUCACAGUGAAGAACUGGAGGAGCAGACUGAAGCCGAGCGCUCGGCCCGGGCCAAAGUGGAGAUGCAGAGUUUGGAUCUGUCCAGAGAGCUAUGUGAGAUCACAGAGAGACUGGAGGAGGCCGGAGGAGCCACUGCCGCACAGGCUGAGCUCAACAAGAAGCGCGAGGCCGAGUAUCAGAGGCUGCGUCGUGACCUGGAAGAGGUAACCCUGCAGCACGAGUCCACAACUGCCACUUUACGUAAGAAGCAGGCGGACAGCAUUGCAGAACUUAGUGACCAGAUAGACAGUCUUCAAAGAGUCAAGCAGAAGCUGGAGAAAGAGAAGAGCGAGCUGAAGAUGGAAAUCGAUGACAUGUCGUGCAACGUGGAGAGUGUUCUGAGAAGCAAGGCUAAUCUGGAGAAACUGUGUAGAAGCUUUGAAGACCAAAUGAAUGAACACAAGACAAAGGCAGAGGAAGCACAGAGAUCUCUCAGUGAUCACAUGGCCUUCAGUGCUCGUCUGCAAACAGAAAAUGGUGAACUUACACGUCAGCUAGAAGAGAAGGAGAUGACUAUUUCCCAGCUGAACAGAGGGAGAUCUUUGGGGAGUCAUCAAAUUGACGAGCUGAAGAAACUUUUGGAUGAGGAAAUUAAGACGCGAAAUGCCUUAGCUCACAGUUUGCAGUCAUCUCGCCACGACUGCGAGCUGCUCAGGGAGCAGUACGAGGAGGAACAGGAGGCCAAGGCUGAGCUGCACCGCUGCCUGUCCAAGGCCAACAGCGAGGUGGCACAGUGGAGAACCAAGUAUGAGACGGACGCCAUCCAACGCACCGAGGAACUCGAGGAGGCCAAGAAGAAGCUGGCCCAGCGGCUGCAGGAGUCUGAAGAGAUGACGGAGGCAGCAAAUGUCAAAUGUGCAUCACUGGAGAAAACCAAGCAUAGGCUGCAGGCGGAGGUCGAGGAUCUCAUGGUUGAGUUGGAAAGGUCAAAUGCAGCCAGCGCCACCUUGGACAAGAAACAGAGGAACUUUGACAAGGUUCUGGCGGAAUGGAAACAGAAAUAUGAGGAGAGUCAAUCAGAUCUUGAAGUCUCCCAGAGGGAGACCAGACUGCUGAGCACAGAGCUCUUCAAGCUGAAAAAUUCAUACGAAGAAGCCCUGGAUCACCUUGAGACCAUGAAAAGAGAGAAUAAAAAUCUCCAGCAGGAGAUCACAGAUAUUACCGAGCAAGUCGGACAGUCUGCCAAAAUUAUCCACGAACUGGAAAAGGUCUCAAAGCAAGCUGAACAAGACAAGAGAGACGCCCAGGCAGCUCUGGAGGAAGUAGAGUCUUCUCUGGAACACCAGGAGGCCAAAAUCCUGCACCUUCAGCUGGAGCUGAACCAGAUCAAGUCGGAGGUGGAGAGGAAGGUGGUGGAGAAAGACGAAGAAAUUGACCAGCUCAAGAGGAACCACCAGAGGACCGUGGACAAUCUGCAGAGCGCGCUGGACGCCGAGACGCGCAGCAGAAACGACACUGUCCGGGCAAAGAAAAAGAUGGAGGGGGACCUCAAUGAGAUGGAAAUCCAGCUGGGUCGCACCAGUCGGCAGGCGUCCGACGCCACCAAACAACUGAGAAACCUGCAGACUCAGCUGAGGGACACGCAGGUCCACUUGGACGAGGCCGUCCACAGUCAGGAGGACCUGAAGGAGGAGCUGGCUAUCUUGGAGCGCCGCAACAACCUGAUGGGGGCCGAGAACGAGGAGGUAAGGGCGGCGCUGGAGCAGUCUGAGAGAAGUCGAAAGGCCUCUGAGCAGGAGCUGAUGGACGUCAGCGAGAGGAUUCAGCUGCUGCACACGCAGAACACCAGCCUCCUGAACUCUAAAAAGAAGGCCGAGGCUGAUUUGACUCAACUGCAGUCAGACAUGGAGGAAACCAUCCAGGAGGCGAGGAACGCCGACGAGAAGGCCAAGAAAGCCAUUAUGGACGCUGCCGUGAUGGUUGAGGAGCUGAAGAAGGAGCAGGACACCAACGCUCACUUGGAGAGGAUGAAGAAGAACCUGGAGGCCUCGGUGAAAGACCUGCAGCAGCGCUUGGAUGAAACGGAGCACUUGGCUUUGAAAGGAGGACGGAAGGAGCUGCAGAAACUAGAGAUUAGGGUCCGAGGGCUGGAAAAUGAAUUAGAGGCCGAACAGAAACGCAGCAGCGAGGCUACGAAAGGUUUGAGGAAAUAUGAAAGAAGAAUGAAAGAGCUCACUUAUCAGGGUGAAGAAGAAAAGAAGAAUGCCUCGAGACUGCAGGAUCUGGUCAACAAGCUGCAGCUGAAAGUCAAAGCAUAUAAGCGGCAGUGUGAGGAGGCGGAGGAAGAAAGUGGCGUCCAUUUGGCCAAAGUUCGGAAGCUGCAGCACGAGCUGGAGGAAGCUGAGGAGCGAGCGGACAUCGCAGAGUCCCAGUUGAAUAAAUUAAGAGCGAAGAGCCGUGACGUUGUUGGUAAAGGGGAGUAAAGUCUUCACAGGUUAACUCCACUUUAGGAAAUGUAGCAUUGUCACAGUCUACUUAAAAUAUAUACUUUGCUUUGUUUUUUGUUUUGCAUAUUUCCAAUUAUUUAAAUUACUUUGGUUAAAAAUUGACAUUUCAGUCAAAAUAAUUAAACUAUCAAAUUUGGAAAUUGAUUUUUGGACAAAAAUGUAAGAUUUGGACAAAAUUAUAUUUUAUACAUUAUACAUUUAUCGAAAGUUUUUGUUACAAGUUCCUUACAAGGGUUUUGAAAUCAAAAGAAAUGUUCAUAAACUGUCAACUAGUCGACAGCAGAUGCAAGUAGAGCUGAGAUAACUGAUACUAAAAUAUGCCAAAUUUAUUUUUAAGAUUUGCUGUUGUUCCUUUUGAAUAAUUUCAGUUGCUUAUUGAUCCUUUUGAGUUUUGGACCAGAACAAAUCCCAAAAUUAUGGAAGGGCUCUUGAAUGAAUUUAGUUGCAGUGCUACAAUUAAAAAUAAUCUCAUUCAUGAUCUGAAUCAGCUCAAAAGAUCAGUAGCCCAUUAUAUUCUAUAUAUGUAUAUUAUAGGGUUUAGCCAAAUGGAAAAAAAGUGAAAUAAACCACCACAGCUAACUUGUUACAAAUCGUUGCAUGUUGCUGGACGCUCUGGCAGUUUUCCACUCAGAUUAGUUUACUCAUGAUUCACAGGUUGUCUUGACCUGUGAAAAAAAAAAAAUCUUUUGAAAGUAGCUUUCUAAAACCCAAAAGAGACUACACAUUUAAAUAUAAAAAAUAACAAACAUGGCAGGGAAGGUUGAAUUAAAUAAUUGACUAAUUUGUAACAGCAGAAAUGUAGGACUCACUACUUUUGGAGCCAUACUAGGAACUAAAAGUCCAUAUAUGUCAUCCUUUAUGAAUGUAGUAUUAAUGUAUCUACAGAGCAGCCUGAUAAGUGAUAACAUAUUUAGACAAUAUUAAAUGGGAUCAUGCAAUCUAGUGCAUUUUUACAAUAGUUCUUGUUCUUUCCUUUGUUUCUGUUCUCGAUGACUUGAUUUUACUGCUGAAGGACUACAUAUUUCAUAGAACUGUGGUGCUUCAGAGCGAAGACACCACUUUACUCAUGCAGAUUCAUCAUCAAAUAUCAACCAACCACUGUAAAGUCAACCCAGGACUCGUCUUCUGGCGAUCAAUGAAUGUCUAGCUGAGAUCUUUCUGUCAGGCAGUGGGCCCACAGAUGAACACCACCAUUAGAGCUGCACAAUUAAAUCUAUGACCUCGUGGUUUUCUAUGACAAUUGUACAUUAAAAAAGAAGAGUCGGGUCUCCAUUCUGUGAGUUAAUUCAGUUAAUUUAGUCUAGACAGAGCUAAGUAAGCAGUGAUAGCUUAGCAUGUUCCAGGAAUAGUGUCUGCACUGCAGUUAUUUAUGACCCGAACUAAAUCCCCACUAUGAGCAAGACACAAAAUGAAUUAUUAAUAGAUGUGGACACUAAUGUUCAUCAAAUAUUGUUUAGUCUCUACAACCAAUAAAGGCAGUCUGAUGAAUCUUUCUUUUUUCUUCUACUAACAAAAAACUGAAGUUUGAUGGUGAUUGUUUUCUACCU